AGCGCAUCACGCAGACGGUGGAGAUCACCAAGCACGUGGUGGACAUCGAGGAGAAGGGCGUCAAGCUGCGCCUGACCAUCGUGGACACGCCGGGCUUCGGUGAUGCUGUCAACAACACUGAGUGGUGCCGGGUGAACAUCGUGCCUGUGCUGGCCAAGGCUGACACCCUGACCCCCGCCGAGGUGGAGCGCAUGAAGAACAAGAUCCGGGAGGAGAUCGACCACUACGGCAUCCGCAUCUACCAGUUCCCCGAGUGCGACUCGGAUGAGGAUGAGGAGUUCAAGCUGCAGGACCAGGCGCUGAAG
Messenger RNA from Phaethon lepturus (White-tailed tropicbird), 305 nucleotides. Its product is annotated as septin-4-like. NCBI's taxonomy places the organism in Eukaryota, Metazoa, Chordata, Aves, Phaethontiformes, Phaethontidae. Gene Ontology annotation, cellular component: septin complex; synaptic vesicle; microtubule cytoskeleton. The transcript has 3 exons. Gene Ontology annotation, molecular function: GTP binding; molecular adaptor activity; GTPase activity. The record is from RefSeq and is a predicted model, not a curated record. Gene Ontology annotation, biological process: cytoskeleton-dependent cytokinesis; regulation of exocytosis. The annotation marks the transcript as partial.